Molecule: messenger RNA, 808 nt
Organism: Fundulus heteroclitus (mummichog)
Lineage: Eukaryota; Metazoa; Chordata; Actinopteri; Cyprinodontiformes; Fundulidae
Gene: sst5
Product: somatostatin 5
Exons: 2
Coding region: 248-574 (108 amino acids)
Biological process (GO): regulation of cell migration
Cellular component (GO): extracellular region
Molecular function (GO): hormone activity
Source: RefSeq, a predicted model, not a curated record
GACUUAUAUGUUUUGGGGUUCCUGGUUAAAGAUGACCUUCUUCACGCCACCUCCUCCCCUCACAACCAGCCGUCUCCACCAAUCACACGCCUCUGUUGACUCAAGGAUGAGGAGGGGAUUGAGGACGAAGAUCAUUUAUUUAUGGGACCCGCACAUCUCUGUCCUACAUCACCUGGCUUGUUGGAGUCAGGCCAGAGUUUGGACAGGUUCAGGGUCUUUGGGACGGUGCUGACUGGCUGAGGUGAAGAUGCUGUGCUCUCUGAUGCAGGUACUUGUGGUGGCGUUGUGUUCCUCCGUGCUGGUGGUCCACGUGGGCGCUGCUCCACAGAUGAACGAACUGACACAAGCCCUGCAAGAAGACUUUAUGAGUGAAAAGGAUCUUACCGACCUGCUCCUCCUGAGGUUCAUGUCCGAACUGAUGGCGUCCGGAGGAGAAGAGCUGCACCACGAGCUGGAAGAGGAUGAGUUCGGAGGAGGCAGGGAGAGGCUGACGAGACGACACAUUCGCUUCGCCCACAGAGCGCGCAAAGCAGGCUGCCGAAACUUCUUCUGGAAGAGUUUCACCUCGUGUUAGGGCGAGGCACGAUAGGACUUUUAAAUUUAUCCUUUUUUAAAGGAUAAAUCCUCUCCUGCAUUUAGAGCAAAUGGCAGCACAGUAACAAGUACACGGAGGUUUAGCCGCUACCAAUGAGCGGUGUCUUAAGAAGCUGUUAUUAUUCAUUUAUUCUGUCAACAUGUUUGCUGUCAUCAUCUCAAUUGUAUAAUUCAACAUAUUUAAAAUCUGCUGAAAUUAAAGAGUCAGAAAUUA